Messenger RNA from Phytomonas sp. EM1, 3612 nucleotides. The record is from the annotation of a GenBank genome assembly. Lineage: Eukaryota; Euglenozoa; Kinetoplastea; Trypanosomatida; Trypanosomatidae.
AUGUUUAUCAAAAAUAUUAUAAUAUCAGGGUUUCGCUCGUAUCGUGAGCAAUCUUUUCCUGAUGGUCUUUCUCCCAGAACAAAUGUAAUUGUUGGGAAAAAUGGAUCUGGGAAAUCAAACUUUUUCGCAGCAGUGCAGUUUGUACUUAGUGAAAGAUUUUCAAACCUCAGCGCUGCUGAGCGUAAAGAACUUUUUCACGUUGGUAGCGGCCGACCAUCGCUUUCAAUUUUUGUGGAAAUUGUGUUCGACAACUCAGAUGGCCGCUUGGUGAUUCCAGGACGAGCUGAAGAAGUAGAAGUACGGAUCCGUCGAACAGUCGGUCUAAAGCAGGAUGAAUUUCGAGUUAAUGAUCGCAAGUUUUCUUCCAAUGAGGUGCAUCAGCUGCUAGAAAGCGCUGGAUUUUCAUCGAGCAAUCCAUACUACAUUGUUGAGCAAGGCAAAAUAACAUAUUUAGUCAGCAUGAGUGAAGCGGAACGAUAUCAGAUAAUCAAGGAUAUUGCUGGGACUAAGGUUUAUGAGGCACGACGCGACGAAAGCAAGCGUAUUCUCGAGGAAACAGAAUUGAAGCAGGAACAAAUUAACCACUCCAUUUCACAACUAGAGGAAAAACUGCGAGAGCUGGAGAAGGAAACUGCUGAACUAAAGGAGUUCCAGGAUGCCGAACACGAGAAAAAGUGUUUAGAGUAUUGUAUCUUCAAUUUGGAGCUGGAAAACGCUAAGGAGGGGCUGAUGAAGUUGGAAAAUGAAUGGACUUCUAAGAAAACUACUCUUUCUAAGAACCAAGAGUCAGAAAGCUUAGCCGAGCAAGAAAUUCAGACGUGUGAGGAACAACUUGCAGAAAUUGGUCGCCUUAUUACCCGCCUAGAAGCUGAAAGGGUGUCAAUCGAAAAAGAAAUUUCUGCUUUGAACACUAAACAAACUGUUGUGGAGCUAGACGCGAAUGAUGGGGCAAACAGUUUGUAUCGUGCUGAUAAAGAAUAUGAAGCACUCUUAAAGGAAAACAGCGACUUGGAUAAUGCACUCGCAAAGGCCAGGAAUAAUGCACUACAGAAACGACAGAUGUUCAAAAAAAGUGAAACCAUUGCUAUUGAGAGUCUUGCAGAAGUAGACAGAAUGCAAAAAUUGGUUGACCGUAUGCAGGAAAAAAGAAAUCGCAAUAAACUCUUCAAGAGUCAGGCUGAGCGCGAUAGAUGGAUAGCGAAGGAGAUCUCAAAAAAUAAAGAGAUAAUUGAUAACGCAAGGUCUGAGCUUCAGUCCGUUGAAAAGGAAAUCAUUUCUCUGGAUGAAGCUAUAAAGGUAAGGAAAAAUACGAAGGAUACUUCUCAUUCGGUGGAAAAAGUGGAAAAGGAUCUGGCGAUACGCGAGGAUAAAAUAACUGAUGCAUUGAGGAAGCGAAAUGAACUUAAUCUGAAGAGGCGUCAGCUUUGGCAGGUCGUUCAUGAGCAAGAAAAUGUUUCUAAACAGCUUGAAGAGUCAUUGGAAAGAACACGACAACAGAUAGAACGAAAUAUCUCUUACGAGAUCCGUCAGGGGCUUCAGUCACUCCAAGAGGUCCUGAAGGAAAUGGACCCAAAUAUUCGAAAGUCCGUUCAUGGUCCUCUUAUCGAUCUUAUUACGGUAGAGGAUGGCUUCAACACCGCAGUUGAAAUUAUAGCUGGGAAUGCUCUUUUCAAUGUGGUUGUUGACACAUUUGACAUUGGUGCAAUGGUGCUAGAAAAAAUGAACAAGAGUCGAAAACCAGGUCGCAUUUCUUUUUUUCCGCUCGAUAUCUGUAAAGGUGUAAAGAAAAACAUACCAGAAACACCAGAAUGCUCUUCGAUUCUUUCAAAAAUUUCAUUUGAUGAUCGCUUUUCUCGGGUUGUGACGGAAGUAUUCGGAAGGGCUGCCGUGGUUGUGUCACUGGAGGCAGGUUUGAAAUUCGUAAAAGAGUUAAGUUGCGAUGUUAUCACGCUAGACGGUGACCAGCUUGGAAGAAAGGGUGCAAUAACCGGUGGGUUUAUCGAUAAGCGGAACAUGAAACUUCCAGUUUAUGCAAAAGAAAAGAACCUAGCCGUAGCCCUUUCAGAGGCACGAAAAAAAUUGGAUAAUUUGUGCCAAGAGGUUGCUUCAGUUGAGCAAACUAUUACAGAAGUUUUAAAUGAAUUGGAAUUGCUACGUGCACAAAAUGUUUCAAUUGAGAGGAGAGCAGAUGAAGAAUUUCGCGAGGCACGACAACGAGAGGAGCACAUUUUACGUCUCAGCUCUCAGAAAGAAACCCUUUUACUUACGAAACGCACAUUGGAGAGGAACAUUCAGGAAUCUCUUGAAAUGAAUGACCGCUUACUAGAGGAGUCGAAAGAUAAAUUUAAGAUCAAUUGGACGGAUGAAGAGGAAUUAGAGCUAGAAAAGUUAUCUGAAGAACUCGCUUCGAUGAAAAUUAAAUCCGCAUCCAUGCAAGCACAGCCAGUUCACUUAGCAACUGAAGCUCAGCUCAUGGAGGACACGGUCCAACAUAUGGAGCGCAGAAAAGUGAUGAUAGGUAACCGUAUUCGAGAAAUUGGAUGGUCCAAGCGCACAACACACGGUCUUGAUCGCGAGCGUGACUCACUCAAGCAUGAGUCCACUUUACUGAAUGAUCGUUUGAGUGCAAUCAAGAAAUCUAUCGAUACAUCAACUCGACGAAAACAAGAGGUUCAAAAAAAAAUGGAAAGUCUUAGUUUGAAUCGUCUUUCCGCAGCAUUAUCCCUUCAAGAAAAAGAGGACUUAAUCGAUAAGACACAAGUCCAGCGGAACCUCCUCCUCCAAAGACGAGAGGAAGCCUUGAACAAACUUCGCAAACUAGGUGUAGUUCCAAAGGGUUCAGAGAAGUAUGCAAAGUUUUCUCUUGGUAAGCUGAUGCAUCAUCUUAAAGGUGUUAACGAUCGUUUGAAAAAGUGCUCUCAUGUGAAUCGAAAAGCUAUUGACCAGCACACUGCUCUUCAGCAAUCCAGUAAUGAGUUGCUUUUGCAACGAAACUCACUUGAGGAGGAACUGAAAAGUAUUUACGACUUAAUAAAUCACCUUGACAUGAAAAAAGAUGAAGCGAUUGAGCGUACUUAUAAACAAAUUCAGUAUCAAUUCGAAGAAGUAUUUAAGGAGCUCGUUGGGUCAGAGGAUACCUAUGCGGAGCUGCAACUGGUACGAAGUAGCUCAGACAAAGACGAGGACCCAUACUGUGCAGCGCGUAUUCGCGUAUCGUUUGGUAUGGGCACCAUUGUAAGUGAACUUGAACAACUGAGCGGUGGUCAAAAAUCACUGGUUGCGUUAACCUUUAUCUUCGCUAUUCAACGCUGUGAUCCUGCCCCAUUUUACCUUUUCGAUGAGAUCGAUGCGGCCUUGGAUGCGGAGUAUCGCACAGCUGUUGCAAAUAUGAUACAGAAGCAAUCGGAAGAGUGUCAAUUCAUUAUUGCCACUUUUAAAACUGAAUUUCUUUCAAGAGCGGAAAAGGUCCUCGGAAUUUUUUUCCAUAAUAAGGUUAGUCGUAUUCAAACCAUUUCGAUGGAGGAGGGAAUAAAAAUGCUAAAACAAGUAGCAUUAGCGGACCGAAAGCGCGGUCGAGAUGUGGAACAUCAUGAUCAGAUUUCAAAUGGUUAA